AUGGGCCAGAUCAUCUGUGGUCAACAUGGGGAAAAAAAGAAGUUCUUCUGUGAGGAAGACCAGAUAGCCCUCUGUGAUUCCUGCUUAUUAGCUCCAGAGUACAAGGAUCACCAAGUCUUUUCCUUGGAAGUGGCUGGUGAAAAGUGCAAGGAGAAGCUGCAGGAGAUAAGGAACAAGUUACAGGAAAAAGAAGAGCAAUUUGAAAUUGCAUUGAAUGAAGUGAGAAUGAGAAAAGAAGAGUGGGAGAAGCUUAUACAUACUCUUACACAGUCAGUUAUAUCUAAAUAUGAAAAAGUGCACCAGCUCUUAUGCGAUGAGUUUCUAUGCCUACAAAAAGUAGAAGAGAAAUAUAGAGACAUCUUGGAAAAACUCAAGGACAACAAGGCCAAAGUAUUGCAGCAGAUCCAAAAGCUACAAGAAAAGAUAUUAGAACUGAAGGAGAAUUUGGAUGAGGCACCCUUGGAAAUUCUCCAGGUUACAAAAAUCAUCUUGGAAAAAAAUGAAGAGCUGCUACAUAUAAAUCCAGAGGAAAUUACCUCUCCCUGGAGCAUCUGUGCCAUCCCAUGUAUAAGAGAAAUGCUCAUGAUCUACCAAGAGAAUAUAACUUUUGAUCCUGAAACAGCCAAUCCUCAUCUUUUUCUUUCUGUAGACUUAAAGAGUGUCAAGUAUGGAAGAAUCCCUCAGGACCUGCCUGAUAAUGAUGAAAGAUUUGAUGAAGCUCUCAGUAUAUUGGGAGCCCAGACCUUCACCUCGGGUAUUCACUAUUGGGAAGUAAAAGUUGGUGAUAACACAGAGUGGGAAGUGGGCAUCUGUAAAGAUUCAAUCAGCAGAAAGGGGCAACUUUCAAAAUCGCCUGAGGAUAUAACUACCCUAGAAGGAUUCAAAUCAGGAAAUGAUUUCUUUAUUAAGAGAUCAUAUUACAGUUGUAUAAGCCAGCCUAUAGAAGAGGUGGGCAUUUUUGUUGAUUGUGAUGAGGGAAUUGUUGCAUUUUGCAAUGUCAAAGACAGAGCCCUUAUCUAUAGUACCUCCAAAAUAGCUUUUCAGCAUCCUCUUCGCCCUUACUUCUCUCUUUGCUUUCCUAAGGAAGAAAGUACUUCUGGAUCACUCAUUAUUUGCCCUUUUGAUCAGUAG
This is a messenger RNA of Gracilinanus agilis (Agile Gracile Mouse Opossum), 1131 nucleotides long. Its product is annotated as probable E3 ubiquitin-protein ligase TRIML1. The transcript has a single exon. Gene Ontology annotation, molecular function: zinc ion binding; protein binding. The record is from RefSeq and is a predicted model, not a curated record. The coding region runs from base 1 to 1131 and encodes 376 amino acids. NCBI's taxonomy places the organism in Eukaryota, Metazoa, Chordata, Mammalia, Didelphimorphia, Didelphidae.